AUGGUUGAAACGAAGAAUGUUGCAUUGGUCUUUGGGGCCAGUGGUAUCUCUGGCUGGGCUGUCACCAAAUGCGCCCUCUCAUACCCCACGCCCACCACCUUUGACAGAGUGAUCGGCUUGACGAAUAGGUCAUUGCCUCUGGAAAAAAGUGGUUUACCGGAUGACCCUCGACUGGAGUUGCAUUCCGGAGUGAACUUGCGUGGGAGCCUUAAUGAAGUGCUGUCUCAAUUGCAAGAGAAAGUUCCCCACCUGGAAGAUGUCACCCAUGUAUAUUAUCUUGCCUACUCCAAUGCAACUGCAUACUCUAUGGAUGUGAUUGCUAUCCGGGAUAUCAAUGAGGGAAUGACCUAUAACGCUGUGCAUGCUGUCGACCAGCUGUGCAAGAAUCUGAAAUUUUUUGUCCUCCAAACUGGAACCAACAAUUAUGGAGUCGCUGUGUUUCGCUUCCAAGAACACAUCGAGAUCAAUCCUCCGCUGCGAGAGGACAACCCGCGCAUUCCUUCUCCUUGGGGAGACGAGAUCUUCUACUACGCGCAGGUCGACUUAAUUAAGGAAGCUAACAAGGGAAAAUCUUGGAAAUGGUGCGAGGUUCGACCGGAUCAGAUCGUCGGCCACGUUCCAAUUCCCACAAAUAUGUCAUACGUCGAGCCUCUCUCGCUCUACUUGAUGCUCUACCGCUACGUGAACGGCCCUGGUGCCACAGUUGUCUUCCCAGGACCCUACACAAACUAUAUCCACACGCAUACGCCGUCGUCACAGGAUAUCAUUGCCCAUUCAGAGCUCUACUUAUCGAUUGUGAAGCCGGAUCAAGCGCAUGGAGAGGCAUUUAACACAGCUGACAACGCCACCCCCGCACCCUGGACCCUCAUCUGGCCCAAGAUGUGCGAAUACUUUGGUCUUAAUGGUGAAGGCGCAAGUCCCGAGGACAAGGGCUGGAAGGACAUCGACAAGUGGUGGGUUGCACACCAGGACGACUACAAGAAGAUGUGCGAAGAGUACAGUCUGUGUCCUCGUGCGAUUUCUGAGGAGACUUGGAUUUUCCUUGCAGCAGGCUUCAGCUUUCUGGGCCGCAACCGCGAGCUGAGCUUGGACAAGAUCCGGAGUGUGGGUUUCACAGAGGAGUUCCCGGUUGCGUAUGGGUAUUUCCGGGUGUUUGAGCACUUAGUCCGGGAGAAAAUUAUUCCCGACAAAGAGGCUUGGGCUAAAUAG
Messenger RNA from Penicillium soppii, 1209 nucleotides. Its product is annotated as SDR family oxidoreductase. The record is from RefSeq and is a predicted model, not a curated record. Bases 1 to 1209 code for a protein of 402 amino acids. The transcript has 4 exons. NCBI's taxonomy places the organism in Eukaryota, Fungi, Ascomycota, Eurotiomycetes, Eurotiales, Aspergillaceae.